Messenger RNA from Drosophila takahashii, 2593 nucleotides. It is a transcript of the gene TAF1C-like, whose product is annotated as TATA box-binding protein-associated factor RNA polymerase I subunit C-like. The record is from RefSeq and is a predicted model, not a curated record. Gene Ontology annotation, molecular function: protein binding. Lineage: Eukaryota; Metazoa; Arthropoda; Insecta; Diptera; Drosophilidae.
AUGCCGCGACGAUAUCAGAACGCCCUCAACUUGGCGAAUGCCCAGCGAAAGAGCAAGGCCAAUGAAUCCGAUGACGAGAUCGAUUUCGGCGAGGAUCAACAGGAUGAAGUCUAUCUGCGAAGGACCCUGGAGAACGCACCGCAUUUCUCUUAUCCUGGUGCAAACACCGGCAUGCUGGGCCAAAUGCUCCACGACCAGGACGAGGACAUGGCGCAGGAUUUUCCCAGCUGCCUGGUGACGGUGCCACUGCCUCUGUUCGUGGCCCCAGAUGGGCAGACUCCCCGCGUGGAUAGCUGCGUGGUGAGACCCCAUGCCUACGAGGAAUGGACGCGGCAAUUGCAAUUCCACAAGACUCAAUACCAAAGGCGAACCAAGAGCAUGAAGCAGCGGGAGCAAAAGCAUUCCCAAAAGGUCUACGAUGUCAGCCUGUUCGAGAUGGCCGAGCACAUUGCCCGCCAGGAUAACCCCUCGUUCCGGCACAGCUACGAUUACUACUACACUGGGGGAAACCUCAGCACGAUUCCUUUUCAAGGAGGCGGCCAUAUGGCCCUGCAUGUCAGCGGUAAUGGCCUCAGGGAUCUGCACUUUUCCCAGAUUAAAGGCGAAGCGGAGCUGUGGGAACCAGUGCAUUCGGCUAAAAUUGAAGCAGCCUCCAGCGAAAUCUUUCAACUGCUCCCGCUUGAAAGGUUAGAUCCGAUUCCCAACCAUAAAUUCCUGGCACGCUGCCUCAACGAGGUCUUCCUGUACGAACUGAAGCGAGGCGGGAAGCUGGAAUCCGAAGACUACGAACUGAUUUGCCACAGCACGUUCAGCAGUCGGGAAGCUCCAUUUAUAAGCGCCUCUCAAUCACUGGGCAAUGCCAAUCACUUGGCUUUGGCCUGCCAGGAUCGCUCCUUGCGCUUCGUGGACAUUCUGACGCAACAGGAUAUAGCCAAGCAUAACAUUUGCCUGCUCAAGGGACUGAAGCAGAACACCUGCAACUGGGCACAGCUAAUGCCAGCGGAUGGGAGCACCUUUCACUAUCUUUCGCAGCCCGUUCUGCUCACCGUGGAUGUGCGAUGCGAUCAGCCACUAAAUCCCUGCUUCGCCAGCAAUGUUCACUCAAAGGCAUGCGAAGGUUUCUCCUGCAUGGCCAAAAGUAUGAAUCCCAACCUUCUGUACGUGGCCAGUAAUCACAAACUGCACUGCUUGGACACGAGGUGUUUGGGUAAGAAGCUGACCGAUCGUUCGGUGGUCACCUGGACACAUCAGAUGACCUAUCCGCCCAGUUUUGUGGACACCUGCGCCUACCAGGACAGUGAAUAUGUUGCAAUAGCUGGAGUUUUACCCAGCGAUCUGCGUGUUUGUGAGCUGAAGGGAUGUAAGGCGAGGAGUGUGGAUGAAAUGUUCUCACCAGCAAUUCCCUUUUCUCCGCCCACCUUGGAGGAAGCUUUAGUAGACGCUCGUUUGAGGGGUUUUGUGAAUGUCUACGCUGAUCUUACGGAAAGGGUAAAGACCUGCCUCACAGGACUGCGUUUCAAUCGAUUGGAAGCGGCAAGUGAUAACGCUUUUGCCCAGCUUUUAAGUGCCAACAGCUUGGGAGAUGUUUACUGCCAAAGGCUAACGCUUAGAGACGAAGAGGAGCACGUCCAGGAGAUAAGAACCGGUCUCCAUACCACGGAAGCCAUCCGUUACUGUGCCAGUAUCAUCCAGGAGCGCGUCCAACGUCAGAGCCUUCGCUGCACCGAAGUCCAGGCCAUACCGGAAAUUAGAGACAUUUUUCAAGAAGCCGCCAAAAGAUCGAAACCCGAGGAAAAACCUUUGAUAGUAGAAGAAAUCGAAAUUGACUAUGGAAUAGAAGAUUCAGAUGUUCCAGAGGAGGAAAAAGAAAGCUCAGAAAAGCCAGCCGAUAAACCAAUAAAAACCGAAGGUAAAACUAAGAAGAAAUCCAAGAAGAAAACCAAGGAGAAACCAAAACAGUCAACCAAAAAGAAAACUCCCGGCAAAACAAAUAUCAAAAAAGACAAGGGCAUAAACCGUGGAUCGUGGCAAAAGUCCGCUUACCAGAUGUCUCACUACACGGAUUGGUUGACUCGCAGUUUGAUAGAUGUGUGGGAUAUGGAGGAGUACGAUUUCACUCGAGACGUUAGCAGGGAAAUGUUCCAGGAGCGCUUGCAGGAUAAGCAAAUGGAGCCGGAGAAACGAAUGGCCAAUUGGUUGGACCAACUGCCCAGCCAGCCAGAGGUGUCCAGGGAAGACGAGGCGACGGAGGGAAAUCCCGACCUGGUGCCGGGAACGAAUCUUCGCAAGCUAUAUGGCGCCACCACGGCUGACUACUCAGAGGUUCCAAUCCUCGAGAGCAAUGAGCACAUUAAGGAGCAAUUAAUCACACCCAAAAAAGAACCGCCUGUCAACUUUAGGCACGAGCAUUCUCUUCUGCUGCCCGGACAGAAUACUAUUAUCGAGGGUGAUCCUAAUCCCAGGCCAGCUAAGAGACCCAAGACCAAGCACGUCAUGGGUUUCUAGUUAGUCAGCUUAAGUUUGAUUUCUAUUUUUGAUACUAAAGUUUAAUUAAGUUUCUUUAUAGCUUGACAAAUAUACAGCUUUAAAAAGU